GCGUUGCCAUGGCUCCGGGGCGCGCCUAGCGGACCCGCUCCCGGAGCCGGAGCCGGCGGACCGGGCCCGGGGGCCGGGGCGGGGCGGGGCGGGCCGGGCGCUGCCGGGCGGGCGCGGAGCGAGCGCGGAGGCCAGCCGGGCCGAGGCCGCAGCGGCGCCGGCGCGCUCGCAGGAUGCAGGCCAUGGAGCCGGCCGCGGCGGAUUUCUACGAAGUGGACGGCAAGGAUCUGGACUUCUACGACUUCGAGCCGCUCCCCACGCUGCCGGAGGACGAGGAGAACGUGUCCCUGGCCGACAUCCUGUCCCUGCGGGACAGCGGCCUCAGCGAGCAGGAGGCCUGGGCCGUGUGCCUGGAGUGCAGCCUGUCCAUGAGGAGCGUCGCGCACUCGGCCAUCUUCCAGACGCUCUGCAUCACGCCCGACACCCUGGCCUUCAACACCAGCGGCAACGUGUGCUUCAUGGAGCAGCUCAGCGAUGACCCCGAGGGGGCCUUUGUGCCCCCAGAGUUCGAUGUGACUGGGAACACCUUUGAGGCGCACAUCUACUCCCUGGGGGCCACGCUGAAGGCUGCCCUCGAGUACGUGGCAGAGCCGGAGCCGGAGCCCAGGCUGAGCCGAGACCUGGAGGCGCUGCUGGACCGGAUGCAGGCAGAGGACCCUGGAGACCGGCCCAAUCUCGAGAGCAUCAUCGCGCUGUGCGAGGAGAAGAUGCAGCUCACGUCCUCCUGCCGCCUGUGCCGCAACCUCUCGGCUGUCGGGAGGAGGGUGCUCUCCCUCGAGUCCUUCGGAACCUUCCAAGAUGUCAGCGAGAGCGCCUGGAGGGGGAGACUUGCUCCGAGAAGUGUGGGGCCCAAGAGGCAGCCCGGGGACCAUGGCGCUGACCCGGAGGCCCCUUGGGGCCGACCCCAGACCCCCGCCUGCGACCCCAGGAUCCUCUCCUCCAAGCUCCUGCUGUCACCCCCCGCGAAAAACGGAGAGAGCCACCUCGGGGAGGGCCUGGCCAGCCUGGUCCUGGACGCCCCAAGCCCCGCAGAGCGGGGCCGCCUGAGGAAGGUGCAGACGGUCCCCAGGCUCCUGCCCGAGGGCCCCGAGGCCGGCGCCCUCUGCCUGCCGCCGGCCAGCGUGACCAACCAGCUGCCCACAUCGCAGUUCUCCGCUCCAGACCCCAGGGAGGCCUUUCCCGAGCGGAAGAGCAGCCCUCCCAGCCUCAAAGGCCCGCCCAAGGCCAGAGCGCGGCCGGAGCAGGAGCCUGGGCUCCAGGCGGACGGGGCUCGGGGCGUGGGUCCCAGUGGGGGCGGGGUGGCUGGGGGGCCCGGCCAGGGCCCUGUGGAGGAAUGCCACCCGCCCUGUCCUGAGGACCCUCCAGAGGCAGGUGGAGACUCGGGGAUGCUGGGGGCCGACCAGCAGGUUCCAGAAGGAGCCGGAGAGGCGGGAAGCGCAGCCUCGGACCAGGGCGUCUCCCUGCAGGACCUCCUGUCCAAGCUGGGCCGGCCCUUCAGGGAGUACGAGCUGUGGGCUCUGUCCCACGCCUGCCUCAGCGCCAUAGGCACCCACGCCCGGCUCCCAGCCUACCUGUGUCCGGACUCCGUGCUGGUGGCCGAGGACGGGGCCGUGCUUUUCGGGCCGCCCCCCGCCAACGGCACAUCCAACUCGUUCUUCCUGGCCCCCGAGGUGGCGGAGCAGCAGCUGGUGACUGAAAAGGCCUCGGUGUACUGUGUAGCCGCAGUGCUGUGGAUGGCGGCCAAGUUCAGCGUCCCCCAAGACCACAAGCUGGCCCUGCCACGCAGGCUCAAGACCCUCCUCCUGGAGAUGGCCAGGCGCAGCGCCCAGGAGCGGCCGUCUGUGGCCGAGGCCGUCAAGGUGUGCGGCAGUUACCUCCUCCAGCGAGGCAUGGACAGCAGGAAGAUCUUAGCCCACCUGCGGGCAUCCACCUGUCAGGUUUACCAGGAGGAAGAGAUCAUCAGCCUCCAAAAUGUGUUCUCGGUGGCUGACCUGACCCCCAGCGCAGCGCCAGCUCCCGGGUCCAGCUCAGACUUCGUGCAGGUCAGCGGUGACACCGGACUCAUGGCUGUGCAGGGGCCUGUGCCCGACCCGCCCUCCUGCAGCGAGGGGCCCCUGGAGCUGCCCGAAGCGCCCGCCGCCCCCGCCGCGCCCCCCAUGCCCAUCGGCCUCGCACCAGACGCAGGUGCGGCCAGGGAGGUCCUCGCCAGGGCCUCGGGGCCGGCAGAGAGGCCAGAGGAGAGGGAAGGCGGGCUGGACGCGGACGUCGAUGAGAAGAAGGCUCCCGAGGCCCACGCGCUGGCCGCCAGCCUGGAGACACCUGACCAGAGGGCGCCUGGUCCCCGGUCGAGCGGCACAGCCCCGGGACCCCCAAGAGAGUUGACGCCGAGAGGGUCAGCCCAGGGGUGCCCCUGCCCCCCAGCUCCCAGCUCCUCGGUGAUGCCCCAGGAGCGAGGGCUGGAGGAGCGGGUCCCGCCUGGAGCCUCCUCCAGAGGCCUGGGGCCCCGCACCCCGGAGGCCCCCGCAGCUCGCCAGGGCCCGCCUCACCCGGCCAAGCCGCCCCGGAGCAAGGCCACCAAGGGCCCCGGCCAGGAGCCCCAGGGCCCACCCCCAGCCUCCUGCAGCCCCGCCCUGGCCAAGGCGAGUCCAGACGGCCCCCGGGGCGCGGCGGACAGUCACCCCGAGCAGCCCCGGCCGGCAGACCGCAAGCUGGGUCCGCCCGGUGUGGACGCCGCGCCCGUCCCCAAGAGCAAGGCCUGCCCGUCCCUGCAGGAGGCCACGCGCCUCAUCCAGGAGGAGUUCGCCUUCGACGGCUACCUGGACAACGGGCUGGAGGCGCUGAUCAUGGGGGAGUACAUUUACGCCCUGAAAGAUCUCACCUACGCCACAUUCUGCGGGGCCAUAUCCGAGAAGUUCUGCGACCUGUACUGGGGCGAGAAGCUGCUGCAGAGCCUCUUCAAGGUGGUGAACGAGAGGACAUCGCCCCCCAGGAACACCUCGGAGGCGGCUGGGCCACAGCCCGAGGGCGGCCAUGCCAGCGUGCGAAGCGGCUGCUCACCGUCCAGCAAACGGCCCUUGCUGCACGGAGCAGGGAAGGACACGCCGGCCGCUCACAGCAGCAGAGCCCCCUGCCUACCCCCCUCGCUGUCCGACACGGACUCCGAUGAGCUGUCCCGGGGCAACUUGGAGGUGGGAUUUCGGCCUCAGAGGUCUGUGAAAGCCGAGAAGGAGCAGGCGAGGGGCCCCGCGCCGGCCAGAGGGACCCCGGACGUGGAGGCCGCGGCCCAGCUGGCCAGGCCCAAGGAGGGUGGUCCCGCUGUGGCUCCGGGCCCGGCCGAGUUCCAGGGCUGCAGCCCCGGCUGGAGCAGCGCCUUCUACGAGGCCGACUGCUUUGGCACCGACGUCCACAACUACGUGAAGGAGCUGGAGGGGCAGAAGGCCGGCGGGGCCCCCGACACCUCAAGCCCCACGACUCUCUUGGAACCCGAGUGCAGGCAGGAGCUGGAGCAGCAGCUCAUGAUGGAGAAGAGAACCUACCGGAAGACCCUUAAGUUCUACCAGAAGCUCCUACAGAAGGAGAAGCGGAGUAAAGGCUCCGAGGUGAAGACGAUGCUGUCCAAGCUGAAGGGGCAGCUGGAAGAGAUGAAGUCCAAGGUGCAGUUCCUCGGGCUGGUCAAGAAGUACCUGCAGGUGGCGUACGCGGAGCGCUGGGGCCUGGAGCCCUGUGCCCUGCCCGUGAUCGUGAGCCUCUCCUCGGCCCCCAGCGACACGCUGGGCUUCAGCCCGCUGGACGAGUCCUCGUCCCUCAUCUUCUACAACGUCAGCAAGCACCCACGCGGCGGCCGGCAGCGCAAGGCCCGCGUCCUGCAGGCCGGCACGCCGCUGGGGCUCAUGGCCUACCUCUACUCCAGCGACGCCUUCCUGGAGGGCUACGUGCAGCAGUUCCUGUACACCUUCCGCUACUUCUGCACGCCCCAGGACUUCCUGCACUUCCUCCUCGACCGCCUCAGCAGCACCCUGUCCAGGGCCCAUGAGGACCCCACCUCGACCUUCACCAAGAUCUACAAGCGCAGCCUCUGCCUGCUGCAGGCCUGGGUGGAAGACUGCCACGCCGUGGACUUCACCAGGAACGCCGGGCUGCGGGGGCGGCUGGGGGACUUCCUCUCCUCCAAGGUCCUGCCCCUGGACAGCUCCGUGGAGCACCUGCUGCGCCUCCUGGAGGUGGGCACAGAGCGGCGGGCCGAGGGCGCCCCGCACAGCACAGACCCGGAGGCCCCCAAGGAGACGGAGGAGGCCACCAGGUCCCUCAACGCCCUCUGCAAGAGGCUCUCGGAAGACAGCAUCUCCCGCAAGAGCUUCCCCUGGAGGCUGCCCCGGGGCAACGGGCUGGCACUGCCACACCACAAGGAGCGCCAGUACACCAUCGCGUCCGCCCUGCCCAAGCCCUGCUUCUUCGAGGACUUCUGCAGCCCCUACGCCAAGGCCGGCGAGAAGGGGCCCUACUUCCUGACCGAGUACAGCACCCACCAGCUCUUCACCCAGCUGACGCUGCUGCAGCAGGACUUGUUUCAAAGGUGCCAUCCCGUCCACUUCUUAAACUCACGGGCCCUGGGCGUCAUGGACAAAAGUGCCGCCAUCCCGAAGGCCAGCUCCUCGGAGUCUCUGUCUGCGAAAACCUGCAGCCUGUUUCUGCCCAAUUACGUCCAGGACAAGUACCUGCUACAGCUUUUGAGAAGCGCAGAUGACGUCAGCAACUGGGUGGCCGCCGAGAUCGUGACCAGCCACACCUCCAAGUUGCAGGUCAACCUGCUGUCCAAGUUCCUGCUGAUUGCAAAAUCGUGCUACGAGCAGAGGAACUUCGCGACCGCCAUGCAGAUCCUGGGCGGCCUGGAGCACCUCGCCGUGAGGCAGUGCCCGGCCUGGAGAAUCCUGCCGGCGAAGAUAGCAGAGGUCAUGGAGGAGCUGAAAGCUGUGGAGGUGUUCCUGAAGAGCGACAGCCUGUGUCUGAUGGAAGGGCGACGCUUCCGGGCACAGCCCACCCUGCCCUCAGCCCGCCUCCUGGCCAUGCACAUCCAGCAGCUGGAGACAGGGGGCUUCACUAUGACCAACGGGGCCCACCGGUGGAGCAAGCUCAGGAACAUAGCCAAGGUGGCCAGCCAGGUGCACGCGUUCCAGGAGAACCCCUACACCUUCGCCCCCGACCCCAAGCUGCAGGCCUGCCUCAAGCAGCGCAUCGCGCGCUUCAGCGGGGCCGACGUGUCCAUCCUGGCCGCGGACAGCAGGGCCGGCUACCACCAGGUGGCCAGCGAGAAGCACUCCCGGAAGAUCCAGGACAAGCUGCGGAAGAUGAAGGCCACGUUCCAGUGACGGGUGGUGUGGGGGGACGUCAGAUCCACACUGAAGACAGAGCUGGGGAGGAGGAGCCCGCCCGUUCGCUGCUCCGGGCCACAUGGCCCCGCGGGCGCCGCACCCGCCACCUUAGCCUAGGGACCCCGGCACAGGCCCAGCCCGGGCCUCUGGGCACCAGAAAGGGAGAGCAAGGGGCUCAGACCACGGUUCGGAGGGGACAGGCACCAGGGCAAGUCAGGAGGUUUCUGCUAGAAAAUUUAAAAAUGCAAUCUUAGCAUUUUAAAUGAAAAUAGUCUAAGUAAGCGCCCAGGAUCAGAGGGAAAUGGCCCUCCCCACUUCUCCAGGGAUCCAACCCACCCCCAAGCCCCACCCCACCUCCCAGCCUCAGACUGUAACUGGGCUCCCCAAUGAGCAGGGUUUUCAUGGGCCUGGCCUCCACGUGCCCAGCAACAAAGGACCAAGACUGACCUCUGACCCCCACACCCACCACAAAUUCCAAGGGGUUCUGAACCCUUCCAUGGGGUUCUUGAGGCUUCCCAGUAGCCCCAGCCCCAAACUGGUUGACACUCCCUUCCCCCUCCCAGACUUGCCCUGCCUCACCCCGUCCCAACCAAGUGGGGGUCCCAGGGCCCUGCAGCCCUUCCUGCCACCCAUUCCAACUGUUGCUGGCAAGCGCCUCGCAGCUCCACACUGGCAGCCCCCCAAGUAUCCUCUGGCCCCACGUGCCCACCACCCCACUCAGAACAGCUUCUGGCGGGACAGGUGCGCCCGGGCCACGGUUCUGCUUCCGAGCAAAGCACACAGGACACAGCAUCUCCCUGAGAGGUCCCAAGCCCGUCUGGGGGCCCCUGGGCUGUGGCUGUGCCCACCUGCCUCCAGCAGCCAUGCAUGCCACGCACACUCCCACGCCUGGGCUCCCGCAGCUUGCCGUCACCAGUGCUUCGUCAGAACCAACCAGGAAAUGGACGUUUGCUGCCUAAAUGGCGCCAAGCUCCUCUCCAGGGCUGUUCCCCCGUGGCUGGUGCUGAGCACAGCUCGGUGGGUGGGGGACACCCUCAGAGGAGGCCUGCUGUCACACCCACCACCAGGCCUGUUCCCGGCCGUGGGAGGCCACACUCCCUGGCACCAUCCCGGGCACCCCGUUCUUCCACUCAAACCAUUGCAAGACCCUCGACCGCUCUUCUGAGUUUUAGAAUUAGUCAUUCUUUCGAGAGACCAGCUGUAUUUCUAGGAAAACUUACUAGUGAUCAAAAGCUGCUCUUCCAAUAUCGAGAUGUGCUUUCCCACCUACAUUCCCGUCAGGUCCUGCUAACAUGGAGCACAGGGACUCGCGCUCCUGGCCAUGCCAAUGUGGCUUUUUUUUUUUUUAGGCUUUUCUAUGAGGACUGUGUCCUGCCAAUCAACCCUUAUGUUUUCAGACUUUGAAUGUAACAAGAUAAUGUCACAAAGCCUGAAGCAAAACUAGUGUCCAGCACAAAUAAACAUUCCAAUCCUAACGACUUAUUCAGGGGAACUGACGGGGCUUUGGCUCAGCACGAUGUCUGCAUGGCGCCCUCCUGUCCUGUAGCACAGGUUUCUAAAGAAAACCGUUUCUACCAGCA
This is a messenger RNA of Pipistrellus kuhlii (Kuhl's pipistrelle), 6949 nucleotides long. It is a transcript of the gene KNDC1, whose product is annotated as kinase non-catalytic C-lobe domain containing 1. Gene Ontology annotation, biological process: small GTPase-mediated signal transduction. Gene Ontology annotation, molecular function: guanyl-nucleotide exchange factor activity. Bases 174 to 5366 code for a protein of 1730 amino acids. NCBI's taxonomy places the organism in Eukaryota, Metazoa, Chordata, Mammalia, Chiroptera, Vespertilionidae. The record is from RefSeq and is a predicted model, not a curated record. The transcript has 31 exons.